GGCUAGGGCCGGGGGCCAAGGGGAUGGGGCUGCAGCUGAAACUGGAGCCCGAGGGGGGAGGGUUGGAGGUGAAGCUGGAGCUGGCGGGGGCGUGGAGGCGAAGCUGGAGUGGGACGGGCUGCGGAUCAAGGUGGAGGUGAUGGAUGAGCCGGAGGAGGAGGGGGUGGAGGGGAACCCCGAGGUGAAGCAGGAAUUUGUGGAUGGGCCAGAAGUGAAGCAGGAGAUACCAGACGGAGUAGAGGUGAAGCAGGAAUUUAUGGAUGAACCAGAGGUGAAGCAGGAACUUAUAGACGGAGUAGAAGUGAAAGAGGAAUGUAUAGACGGAGUAGAGGUGAAGGAGGAAUUUAUAGACGGACUAGAUGUGAAGGAGGACUUCUUAGAUGGGCUAGAGGCGAUGGAAGAGGUGGUGGGUAGACUGCAAAUGAAGAAAGAGAUGCCCGGCUGGUUGGAGGAGGGUAUCCCAGUAAUGAGCGGAGUGGAGGUGAAGGAAGAGGUGAUGGUGGGAGAAAUGGGAACGGAAGAGGUGAUGGUGGGAGAAAUGGGAACGGAAGAGGUGGUAGGAGAGAUGACGGUGAAGGAGGAGGAGAUGUCAGGUGGAUUGAAAGUGGAAGAAGAGCUGGUGGAUGGGAUGAAAAUUGAGGAGGCGAUCAUAGAUGGGAGAAACGUCAAAGAGGAGAUGAUGGGAGGAAUGGAAGUGAAGGAGGAGAAGAUGGAGAGUAAAAUGGAGGUGAAGGAGGAGGCAGUUGAGAUGGAGAUGAAAAUGGAAAUGGAUGUGAAGAUAGAGGUGAAGGAGGAAGGUGAAUUUGAGGUGAAGGAGGAAAAUGGAAUGGAGGUGAAGGAGGAAAAUGGAAUGAAAGUGAAGACAGAAGUGGAUGGAAUGGAGGUGAAGAAUGAGGGGGUGAAGGAAGAAGAAAUGGAUGGAGCCUGGGUGAGGGAAGAUGGAGCACAGCUGAGAGUGGAACAAGAGCCACCCAGAGAGCCUCGGGUGGGCAGCAAGCGGAAGCUGGCCAUGUCAAGCUGUGAAACAUGUGGCACAGAAGAAGCAAAGUACAGGUGUCCACGCUGUAUGAAAUGUUCCUGCAGUUUAGCGUGUGUGAAGAAACACAAAACAGAGCUUACAUGCAGUGGCAUUCGAGAGAAGACAGCAUUUGUUUCAUUAAAGCAGUUUACUGAAAUUAAUCUUCUAAGUGAUUAUAGGUUUUUGGAAGAUGUAGGAAGAUCAGCAGACUACAUUGCUAGAGAUAUUUUCUUGAAAAGACCCUCAACAAAUAGAAUUUUAAAUUACAUGAAAAACCGAGCACGGAGACACAAUAUUGACUUAAGAAUUUUACCAAUUGGCUUCACCAAAAGAAGAGAGAAUUCAACAGUGUUUGAUAGGAAAGAGCAGCGCUUCUAUUGGCAUCUGAAACUCCUGUUUCCUCAGAGUCACGCUGAAUAUGUGGAAAAAGGAGUUCCUGGUGAUAAGAAGCUUCAUGAAAUAUUAACAACCUACAUUGAUCCUGAAAAAUCUGAUCCUGUAAUUCGUCAGAGGUUAAAAGCUUAUGUCUUUUCUGAGAGUGGAAUUCAAAUUUUAAUGAAGAUUGAAAAUAUGCAGCAUAACUUAGUCAGGUAUUAUGAACUGGAUCCUUGCAAAAGUCUCAUAGACAAUUUGAGAGACAAAGUGGUGAUUGAGUACCCAACGUUACAUGUGGUAUUGAAAGGAUCUAAGAAUGACAUGAUAAUCCUCGGCCAAGAGAGAAAUGAAUCCACUGAGAGUUUUGGCAGUGAAAAUCCAGCACUUUCUUCUGAGGAAGAAGGUGAAAUCCAAGAGAGUUCCUGAGGAGUAUGCAUUGGUUGUCUGCUUUGGGAAAGGAGGAGCACCUUUGGUUUUGGUUUUGGUUUUUUACUUUUAAAUUUAAUUUUUAAAUUACAUUAAGAAUUAUUUUUCUGGCCCAGUUUUCAUGUGAGGUGCCCAGUCAGUUUACAAGCUUUUUUUUUUCUUUUCCUUUGAUCAUCAUAGCACAAAUUUGUUCCCAUUUUUGUAUGCUUAGUAUAGCAGACUUAUAAACUUUAGUAUUUAAUAUCUAACCUUUAUUUAGAGAUUUUGAGGUGUAGCAACUCAGAUUCUUGCUAACCAGUGUAAGAUCAGUGCGUAAAAUACAUGACUAAAAGAAUCUGGCUCCAUGUGGGUUCGAAUAUUACUACGUAUAUUGAUCCUGGAGCAAUAAUCCAUUUUUUUUAACUGCAUGUGUAUCUUUCCAUCUUGAGGGAAGGAAAAAGCAAUAUCUUAUAAUUGAGUAGGUUAAUCUGUAAGGCACCUAAUGUAAUCAAAUGAGGACUUUGGUAAAAUAUCACAGAAGGAAACCACAGUUUCUGCUGUUUGAGCCAUCAGUAUGUUUGCUGUCCUUACUAGGACUCAUAAGUGUUUAAUGCCAUCUUCAUUUCCAUCACAUCAUAUGCUUAUCCCCUUUAACUUCAUUAAAGUAUGUAUUGAGUAGUUGAGUUUUUAUUUUCCAUUCCUAGCAAUACCUGAAAAACUUGGAAUCUGUGCUAUAGAAGUGUACAUACGUGUAUUUAUUAUAUAGACACUAAAUUUUUAUCAUAGUGUCUUUGUAAGCCUUAUGAUUUCACUUGUUGGAAUUGCAAAGUUUUCCUAAUUUUACUGGAAUUUCUUAAGUUGUGAAAUGACUAUAUAUUAAAAAAUUAUUACAUCUGCA
Messenger RNA from Phascolarctos cinereus (koala), 2696 nucleotides. It is a transcript of the gene ZNHIT6, whose product is annotated as zinc finger HIT-type containing 6. The record is from RefSeq and is a predicted model, not a curated record. NCBI's taxonomy places the organism in Eukaryota, Metazoa, Chordata, Mammalia, Diprotodontia, Phascolarctidae. Gene Ontology annotation, biological process: box C/D snoRNP assembly; snoRNA localization; maturation of LSU-rRNA from tricistronic rRNA transcript (SSU-rRNA, 5.8S rRNA, LSU-rRNA). Gene Ontology annotation, cellular component: nucleus; pre-snoRNP complex.